Messenger RNA from Panicum virgatum (switchgrass), 1867 nucleotides. Its product is annotated as heat stress transcription factor A-9-like. Lineage: Eukaryota; Viridiplantae; Streptophyta; Magnoliopsida; Poales; Poaceae. The record is from RefSeq and is a predicted model, not a curated record. Bases 248 to 1516 code for a protein of 422 amino acids. Gene Ontology annotation, molecular function: DNA-binding transcription factor activity; RNA polymerase II cis-regulatory region sequence-specific DNA binding. Gene Ontology annotation, cellular component: nucleus. Gene Ontology annotation, biological process: regulation of transcription by RNA polymerase II. The transcript has 4 exons.
UUCUUAUCGCAGAAGGCGAACGAAACCCCCCUUCCUUCACCUCCCCGUUCCCGUACAGUUCAUCAAAGAAAUCUGAAAACCAACCAACAGACCCAACCAAAAUCCCCUCGCCGCCCCUUCCGGGUCCCGUCCCGUCCCUUCUCGUCGCGCGGGCGGUCGCCUCCCUCAAUCUCGAAGCCUCCAGCGCCGCCGCUCAUUCGAGAAGCCUCCAGCACAAAAUCCUAGGGUUCUCGCGUCGCCCGUCGCCAUGGGCUCCAAGAAGCGGUCGCCCCAGCAUCCCGCCUCCCCGGCCAGCGGCGAGGUCGCCGGCGAUGCCGGCGCCCCACCGGCGGGUAAGGCCCCGCCGGCGGCGGCACCGGUGGGGGUGGUGCCGAAGCCUCCGGACGUGGCGCCGUUCCUGACCAAGGUCUACGACAUGGUCUCCGACCCGGCGACCGACGCGGUCAUCUCCUGGGGCCCUGGCGGCGGCAGCUUCGUGAUCUGGGACUCGCACGCCUUUGAGCGGGACCUGCUGGCGCGGCACUUCAAGCACAACCACUUCACCAGCUUCAUACGCCAGCUCAACACCUAUGGAUUUCAUAAAGUUGAUCCUGAUAGAUGGGAAUGGGCCAAUGAAGGUUUUGUUAAGGACCAAAAGCAUCUUCUGAAGACCAUCAAGAGAAAGAAGAAAUCUGCUCAGGAUGCGACUAGUGACCUGCAGCCGGCACCUGUCAAAACUGCACCUGGCACUGAAAAUAUCGAAAUUGGAAAAUAUGGAGGUCUUGAAAAGGAGGUUGAAACCCUUAAGAGGGACAAAGCCCUUCUAAUGCAGCAGCUAGUAGAUCUCAGGCAGUACCAGCAAUCAUCUAGCCUUGAAGUGCAGAAUUUAAUUCAACGCCUACAUGUGAUGGAACAAAACCAACAGCAGAUGAUGGCACUUCUGGCAAUAGUUGUCCAGAAUCCAAAUUUCCUCAAUCAGCUGGUGCAGCAACAGCGCAGGAGUAAUUGGUGGAAUGAUGAUGGGCGCAGGAAAAGGAGAUUCCGUGCUCUGGAACAAGGUCCUGCAGCUGAUCAGGAGACUUCCGUUGCUGGCGCACAAAUUAUUCAGUACCAUCCUCCCAUUCCUGAAACCUCCAAUCAAGUAAUACCAGUAAAUGGAGCUUUUUCUCCAACUACUGCACAGCCAGUUUCAAGCCCUGAAACUGCCAUGCCCAUGGAUGUAGAAACAACUUCUAACAGUGUGGAUCCUCUGGCUUCAACUGGGGACCUUUUUACUAACACCUUUGCUCUAUCUGGUUGGGAUGAUAUGUUUCUUGGUUGCGAAAUAGAAGACAUACUUGCAUCAGAGCAGGACUUUGAGAUGGGAGAACAACAGAACUCUCAAGUGGAGCCUCCGUUGACUGUCGAAGAUUACACUGAGUAUCCUGUUUUUCACACUCCGCAAUUAGAGCUGGAGCAGCAGCCGCAGGACUGUCAGAUGGUAGCACAACAGGGCCACAAAAAUCCUCAAUAUGCUGAUAUCAUAACCAAAGCAUGAGUGAUAGUCAAGGAGCACAUCAUUCCGUGACAUUAGAUUUGUGAUGCACGGAGUCUUCGAACCCAGAGUGUUUCACCAGAUGGCUACCAUUGACAACCUAAAGGUGUUUGAAAUGCUCAGGAUUUAGUAUACUAGUAAUAAUACAUUAAAAAAGGACAGCAACACAUGUUGACUUUAGGAUUUUCAUUUUCCUUGUUGGCGUGCUCAAGGUAAUAGGACAGGGAUUUUGUUUUUGCCCCAACUUUCUUUGUCCUAGCUACAUGGAUAACGCAAGGUAGCAUCGAUCAUCUGUUGUAUAUACUGUUGUAUUGGAUUUAUACAUGAAGAGCAAUUUUGUAUACGUUUUUUUUU